Molecule: messenger RNA, 2560 nt
Organism: Alligator mississippiensis (American alligator)
Lineage: Eukaryota; Metazoa; Chordata; Crocodylia; Alligatoridae
Gene: ENDOU
Product: endonuclease, poly(U) specific
Exons: 10
Coding region: 1109-2236 (375 amino acids)
Biological process (GO): immune response
Molecular function (GO): polysaccharide binding; RNA endonuclease activity; scavenger receptor activity
Source: RefSeq, a predicted model, not a curated record
UGGGAGGAACUGGGAGCAGGCGGGCUGCCUAGUAACAGUUUGCAGAUGACCCACACAACACGACGUCUCCCACCCGCGCAGUCACAUCUUCUCGGCCUUGGGGGACUCAGUGAGGGCAGAGGGCGAAGGCCUGUCCCUUGCACCACGGGCAGGCGGACCCCUGCGAGCUCUACAAAUGCCCCCAAAUGUGAGGCUCUCGACUACACAAUUCAUGGCACAUUCACAUACAUGCAAAUGCUCACGCAAGCGCGCACACAACCCCCUGCGCAUGCCCACGCACACAAGCACAAAUGCACAUAUAAAUACGCACACAAACCCAUGCACACACGCACAUGCACAAGCACACGUGUACACACAAACACAAGCACACACACACAUGCACACACAGACAUGCACAUGCAUACACAAACAUGCACACACAUAAACACACAAGCCCACACACCCUGUGGACACAAUUGGCAUCUUGCUGGCAAGCUCCGGAACAGGCACGGCCCGUGUGGACCAUAGUCGGGCACAACCUGCUGGGCAGUUGCCUCGGCCAAUUCUUCGAGCACUCUCAGCUGCCAUGGUGUGGACUGAGGUCUGUGUCAUGCAUUUGGUUUGCUGGAGAGGCCUUGAGUGAGAGCCUAGGGGUAGCCUGAAGAGCUCAGGGUCCAUCCGGCAGAGGGUGGGGGGAAGCAAAGCCCCUUCCUCUGCUGUUUCAGCUGGAGCUGAGGCCCGGAGAAGCUCAGUGACAUCCAGAGGGUCCCGUCACAGCAGGCCCUGAGGCCAGACGGGCCCUGCUGGCAGCGCAUGCCAACCUCUCACCAAGGCAGUGGUGCCUCGCAGAUCCUGGCACCUCCCGGAAGCCUUCCUGUCCUCCAGGACAGAGUGCAAUGAGGCAGGUGCCGAGGGCUGGGUGUGGCGACAGGAAUUACCGGCCUUCCUCGUCUUCCAGGCAGGACAUAAUUACCGGGACCAGCCGGGUUGUUGCUACAAGGGCUGCAGGUGUCAUGCCGCUCCUCCCCACAGCCUCUCCCCUGGGGUGGGGCAGGCGCCCACAUAUACUGGGACAAGCCGAGGGCACGGCAGUAUCUGGAGCCUCGGGAACUUCGAUAUCUCCGGGACCAUGAGGACCUGGAUCCUUCUCAUUGUAGUGGCCGUCACCUGCAGCUGGGUCUCCGGCGCUGCAGAGGCCGAAGAGGAUGCAGAGCAUGAGAGCACCGGCCUGUACACGGCUCCAGACUCUUGCAAGAGACGCUGCCACGAGCGGUUCAACAAGAGGGACCCCUGCCACUGCAACACCAAGUGUGAGAAGUACCAGAACUGCUGUGAGGAUUAUCACACCUACUGCAGCCAGGAUGGAAAACAGGAGGACAACGAGGCUGUACAUGCUCACAGCUCUGAGGGCUUCUCCCAUGCCCGGGACGCCAUCACCGACGAGGAUCUCCUGAGCAUCUCAGAGAAGCUGUACAAGGCUGACCACAACCGGGCCCAGGAGGCGGAUGUCACCAUCAACCCGCAGCACUUCGCCUCUGCCGGCCAGACCGACGACCAAGUGGACCGUUCUUCUGAGCCACUCUACACCUACGUCAACGAGGGCCUCUUCUCCAAGCCCACCUAUGCCAGCUUCAUCAAGCUGCUGGACAACUACCACCGCCAGACGGGCACGGGCGAGAAGAUGACUGCACAGCAGCAAGCGGAGCAGGACACAUUUCUCCAGGAGGCCAUGAACACAGCCCUUAUGAAGGAACUCUAUGGCUUCCUCCACCAGAAAGGUCGCUAUGGCUCUGAGGAGGAGUUUGUUGCUGAUCUGAAAGAGAUGUGGUUUGGCUUGUACUCCAGGGGCAAGGGUGAAGGCGACUCCAGCGGCUUUGAGCACAUCUUCUCAGGCGAAGUGAAGAAAGGGAAGGUCUCCGGCUUCCACAACUGGAUUCGCUUCUACCUGCUGGAGAAGGAGGGCCAGGUCGACUACUACAGUCACAACUACGAUGGGCCGUGGACCUCGUACCCUGACGUGCUGGGUCUGCAGUUCAGCUGGGAUGGGUUUUACAAGGAGGUGGGCUCUGCCUUCAUCGGCUGCAGCCCCGAGUUCGAGUUCGGCCUCUACACGCUGUGCUUCAUUGCCCGGCCAGGCAAGGUGUGCCGCCUGAGUCUCGGGGGCCACAAGCUGGGCAUCCAGACCUACACCUGGACCAAGUCCACCUACGGCAAUGGCCGAAAGUACAUCGCCACGGCCUACGUGACAUCCUCGUGAGGCUCUCCCUUUCCCUCCCCCAUGCAUCCAGCUACCCCAAGAGGCUUCAGAUGCUGCAGCAGACUCGGAGAGAGCGGCGCUGGGAGGUCCUUGCUCCUGCUGGCUGGGGGAGAGGGGGGAAAGGCUGUUCCCAUCACCAGUGCUGUACUCAGGAGGGCAGGGUCCUGAUCCUGGCGGGGUGGGGGCAGCCUUCUGCUGCACGACGCACAGGUCACCCCGUCAAUCCCUUGCCACGGAGAGGAGGACGGAGGCUGGCCCGAGUCCUCGCGUGGGCAGCAAGGUGCCACGGGUCUGUGCAGGGCAUUAAAGUGCGAGGACACCCUC